Molecule: messenger RNA, 2678 nt
Organism: Thalassophryne amazonica
Lineage: Eukaryota; Metazoa; Chordata; Actinopteri; Batrachoidiformes; Batrachoididae
Gene: glra2
Product: glycine receptor, alpha 2
Exons: 9
Coding region: 606-1976 (456 amino acids)
Biological process (GO): nervous system process; chemical synaptic transmission; regulation of membrane potential
Cellular component (GO): neuron projection; plasma membrane; synapse
Molecular function (GO): transmitter-gated monoatomic ion channel activity; chloride channel activity; glycine binding
Source: RefSeq, a predicted model, not a curated record
ACGCUGAUCUCCUCCUGUCCUAAGGUUAAAAAUGGUACAUUUUCUUGCGUAACAGGUGGAAGUCGGUUGUUUUGUGUUAAUUGUCUGCCUCCUUUAUUGGCUUGAUUUAAAAAUCAGCGCACGUCCACCACUUUUUUACGCGGCGCGCUUGCGCGUAACGGAGCCGGGAGCUGUCCAAGUGCUGAAAUGAGAAAAGACAUUGCGCUCCCAUUCCUCAACAGAGAACAGUCCUCCACCUGCGAGAUACCUCACGAGUGACAACACCAGAAGGCGGAGGUGGCUUUAAAUUUGAAUUUAAAAAUUUAAAAAAAAAAUCACCUCCACUCUUCUUUUCUGAGGCGGAGUUUUUUCUUUUCUUUUCUCGACGUUCCAAAAACAACACCGAUGUUUCCUCGCACCUUUUCCAGAGAUCUAUUUUUGGGAAGCAGAGUUUCAUGAAAGUAAACCAUGAUCUACGGCUACGACUUGGAAUGUUUCGCGUAUUUCUGUGCGCCGCAGGAGCAGCAAAACGCACGAGAUUGGCUCAGGAAGAACGCGGAACCCCUGUUUUUGGAUGAUGCGUCUGACCAGUGCAAACAUAUGGAAGAAAUACAAAAAGUGAACAUAUGAGAAAUCCCAGAGGAAUGAAUCGCUCCUUUGUUAUUAAAGUCCUGACAGCUUUGUGUACGUAUUUCAUGGAGACGAGCAACUUCAGAGUUGUGGAUGCCAAAGAGCACGAUUCCAGAUCAUCCUCUAAUAUGUCUCCAUCAGACUUUCUGGACUCACUCAUGGGUCGCACGUCCGGGUAUGACGCACGAAUUAGACCGAAUUUUAAAGGUCCACCAGUUAAUGUUACCUGCAACAUAUUUAUCAACAGCUUUGGUUCUAUAGCAGAAACUACAAUGGAUUACAGAGUGAACAUCUUCCUUCGGCAGAAGUGGAAUGACCCUCGGCUGGCGUACAGCAAAUACCCAGAUUCUUCACUCGACCUGGACCCCUCCAUGCUGGACUCCAUAUGGAAGCCCGAUCUCUUCUUUGCCAACGAGAAAGGUGCCAACUUUCACGACGUCACCACAGACAACAAGCUCCUGAGGAUUUUCAAGGAUGGAACCGUCCUUUACAGCAUCAGGCUGACUCUCAUUCUGUCCUGCCCAAUGGACCUAAAGAACUUUCCCAUGGAUGUCCAGACUUGCACAAUGCAACUUGAAAGUUUUGGCUACACAAUGAAUGAUUUGAUCUUCGAGUGGAUGGAGAAAGGAGCCGUGCAGGUGUCAGAGGGGCUCACCCUGCCUCAGUUCAUUAUGAAGGAAGAGAAGGAGCUCGACUACUGCACCAAACACUACAACACUGGCAAAUUUACCUGUAUUGAAGUUAAAUUCCAUCUGGAGCGACAGAUGGGCUACUACCUGAUCCAGAUGUACAUUCCAUCCCUUCUGAUUGUUAUCCUCUCCUGGGUGUCUUUCUGGAUCAACAUGGAUGCCGCACCUGCUCGAGUGGCACUGGGUAUCACCACUGUGCUGACCAUGACCACUCAGAGCUCAGGCUCCAGAGCUUCACUUCCAAAGGUCUCAUACGUGAAAGCCAUUGAUAUCUGGAUGGCUGUUUGUUUGCUGUUUGUAUUUGCUGCACUGCUAGAAUAUGCUGGAGUUAAUUUUGUCUCCAGGCAACAGAAAGAGUUCCUUCGUUUGAGGCGACGGCAAAGAAGGAAUCAUAAGGAUGAUGACAUACGUGAGGGUCGCUUUAAUUUCGCUGGCUACAGUAUGACCCAGUGUCUGCCCACAAAGGACGGCACGGCUGUUAAAAACGCAACACCAGUGCAGAACCCUCCACCAUGCACCCCAAAGGACACGGACUCCAUGAGGAAGAAGUUUGUGGACAGAGCCAAGAGGAUAGACACCAUCUCCAGGGCCGCCUUUCCUAUGGCCUUCCUCAUCUUCAACAUCUUCUACUGGAUUACCUAUAAGAUCAUCAGGCAUGAGGACAUCCACAGCAAGUAACUCUAACUGCAAGUAACUGAGAUUGUGACUGUGAUGAGAUGAGAUGGGACACAAUGGUGAUGGCCAUGUUCUUUCAGGGAUAACACAUAAUUGUUCAGCAUCAUGUUUUGACAAACAGCUCUUGGAAAAUAGUCAGAACUCAAGGUCAAAUACGCUGGAGACGACUGACCAAAUUCUCUUUAAAAUAUCACUGCCUUCACAUGUGCACAACCAAGGAACAAAGUUACAUUCCAAGGAUUUGUAAUUAGAUGCUAUAGUCUGACCUUUACUGCAAACGGGGUAUUUCAUAUUGAGGAUGUUUUAUAUGGUAUGACUAUUGUGUCAAUUCUGCACUGUUUACACACAAAUUAAAUCAGCAACCUGUGACCAUAUGGAACAGCGAGCAAACAGAGACAACCCGAAAACACCGGGCAGAAGUUAUAUCAGCAUAAAUCUGCAAAUGAGUAUUGCAUUUUUAAGAAAUUGCUACAGCCUUAGAUAUGAAAAUGUUCUUUUUGUUUGGUGGUCUGUCAGAGCCAAAUACAUAAUUUAAACUUCUACAGGAGGCCAGAUAUCUGGGGGAAUUGUAUUUUAAAUCAUAUUUAUGGACCACAGAGGUCUCCUAAAAUCAAUGUACACAGUGGUUUUGAAAGCUAAUUUUCACUUUAAAAGAACUGAUAAAGUGCAUUGUUAUAGACCAGAUUAUGACCAAUUUAUAGCAAA